UUGCAUUAGGGGGCCGAGACCCCCCACAGACCAUCACACUGGAUGCUUAUAGAGAGCUUGAUGGACUUUUAAGUUUGUCUCUGAUACUAAUAUAUUUCAUUUUCAAGAAAGCGUGCAUUUGUUAGCCUUGUUGUACCACUAUUGUCUGUUUUUGUGAUUAAAAGUGGUCACUAGAUGAGUUCUUGGCCCUGUUUGUAGCCCACAUUAGGGAGGAUCUCAUCAGCUGUGCUGCAGACUCUGGAGUACCAUGCAGCCCCGCUGUGCACUCAGUGUGUGCCAUGUGCUUAUGUUGGUGCUGUGUUUGUCUACGGCUGAGGACUUCGACUGGACAAAGAACAACUACGGCUCCUUCUAUUAUGGCACUUUUCCAACUGGAUUUUCAUGGGGCGCCGGAGGUUCGGCCUAUCAAACAGAAGGAGCCUGGGACAAAGAUGGAAAAGGACUGAGCAUCUGGGAUGUGUUCAGUCAUAAAAAGGGCAAAAUCCAGCUAAAUGACACGGGGGAUUCCUCCUGUGAGAGCUACUACAAAAUAAAGGAUGAUGUUUCUUUGAUGAAGGAGCUCAGACUAAACCACUAUCGUUUCUCCAUCUCCUGGCCCAGAAUCAUUCCCACUGGUGUAAAAUCUGACCAUGUUAAUGAAAAAGGAAUACAGUACUAUGACGAACUCAUUGACCAUCUUCUGGAGAACAACAUCACUCCCAUUGUCACGCUGUAUCACUGGGAUCUGCCUCAGGUUUUACAAGAGAAAUACAGCGGAUGGCAAAACAUAAGUAUGAUCAAUCACUUCAAUGACUACGCCAACCUUUGCUUUGAGAAAUUUGGUGACAGGGUGAAGCACUGGAUUACUUUCAACAAUCCAUGGUCUGUGGCUGUUGAAGGCUAUGAAACAGGUGAGCACGCUCCUGGGCUGAAGCUGAGAGGAUCUGGGGCUUACAGAGCUGCACAUCACAUCAUAAAGGCACAUGCCAAAGUUUGGCACACUUAUGAUACACAAUGGAGGGCGAAACAAAAAGGCCUGGUUGGCGUCUCGCUGGCGGGGGACUGGGGUGAGCCGGUGGACAUCAGCAAUCAAAAAGACAUUGAAGCGGCAGAGAGAUAUGUACAGUUCUACCUGGGUUGGUUCGCCACGCCUAUGUUUCAUGGAGACUACCCUCAAGUAAUGAAAGAUUUUGUUGGAAGGAAAAGUGCACAGCAAGGGCUGGGGACGUCUCGACUGCCUUCGUUUUCCCCACAAGAGAAGAGCUACAUAAAGGGGACGUGUGACUUCCUUGGCAUUGGUCAUUUCACCACGCGCUACAUCACCAACAGGAACGACCCUCCAGGUCGUAGCAGCAGCAGCUACUUCACAGACCGUGACCUGGCUGAGCUGGUUGACCCACGAUGGCCUGAUCCUGGGUCAGAAUGGCUCUACUCUGUGCCAUGGGGAUUCAGACGUCUGCUGAAUUUUGUAAAGACUCAGUAUGGAAACCCGAUGAUUUAUGUGACAGAGAAUGGAGUCUCUGAGAAGAUGAUGUGCACAGAGCUGUGUGAUGAGUGGAGGAUACAAUAUUAUAAGGAAUACAUCAAUGAGAUGCUAAAAGCCAUCAGAGAUGGAGUCAAUGUAAAGGGCUACACUGCAUGGUCCUUGCUGGACAAGUUUGAGUGGGACGAAGGUUUCUCUGAGAGAUUCGGCUUGUACUACGUGGACUUCAGGAACAAAAACAAGCCUCGUUAUCCAAAAGCUUCUGUGCAGUUUUACAAACGGAUCAUCAGCUCUAAUGGAUUUCCGAAUCAAAGAGAGGUUGAAAACUGGAGGAGAAAGGCUGUGGAGAUGUGUUCUUCCAGCAACCAGCUUUUAGCUGCAGAGGAACAGCGGAGUACUGCUGCCAAUAUUCUAAGACUUAUACAUGACCCGCUGACCAGCCACAUGGAGAUGGUGACUGAGAUUGUUGUCCCCACCGUAUGCACACUCUCCAUUUUGAUCAGUGCUGUCCUGCUCAUGUUCCUGCUGCGCAGAAGGAACUAGGAGGCGUCUGAAACCAUGAACACUCAUGCAGUUUUUCUCCAAAUAUUUUCUUGAAUAUUUUUGUGUGAAAAUGGGUAAAUUUAUACGCUGAAUUUGAAGUGUAUACAGGGUUGGCUUAAAAAAAAAAAAAAAAAACUGUGUUUGAUCAGAUAACAUAGAGCACAGUCAGUGAUUGUGAUGAGGUAAACAAACCUGUAGUAUAGUACUUUUAUUUCAUGUUGUAAUUUUCCAAAUGAAGAUUGCCUUUGUGCUUUUAUCAGGAUUAAACUUUGUUCAACAUA
This is a messenger RNA of Cyprinodon tularosa, 2286 nucleotides long. It is a transcript of the gene lctlb, whose product is annotated as lactase-like b. Gene Ontology annotation, molecular function: beta-glucosidase activity. NCBI's taxonomy places the organism in Eukaryota, Metazoa, Chordata, Actinopteri, Cyprinodontiformes, Cyprinodontidae. The record is from RefSeq and is a predicted model, not a curated record. Bases 248 to 2005 code for a protein of 585 amino acids. The transcript has 14 exons. Gene Ontology annotation, biological process: carbohydrate metabolic process.